Molecule: messenger RNA, 2286 nt
Organism: Glossina fuscipes
Lineage: Eukaryota; Metazoa; Arthropoda; Insecta; Diptera; Glossinidae
Product: protein peste-like
Exons: 7
Coding region: 604-2184 (526 amino acids)
Cellular component (GO): cytoplasm; membrane
Molecular function (GO): scavenger receptor activity
Source: RefSeq, a predicted model, not a curated record
CGUACGGAGCAAUAGCAACAACAAUUGGAAAUACAAUGACACAAAUACCACAGAAAAUAAGCACCGAUCAGGCUAACUAAAGAAUCCUGCAGAGCAUUAAAGAGGAAAUAUCAUUAGAAUUUUGACAAAAGAAGUGAUAUUCGGAGGGACUUCAUAUCGGUGAAUAAUGUGUUGCGAACCGGACGUAGUUCGUUGCCAAAAAAGAUGCAUUCUGUUACUUUUUUGGAUAUCCUUAGCGUCUUUUGCGCAGCAAACCUACAGAUCGAUUAACUGCUGUUAGUAGCGUUUGGUAUCAACGGCUUCGCCACACUUUAACAGAGCACAACGUUCACUUUACACCAGUCAGACAGUGUGAUCGUCUUACCAAAACGAAUGACUUCCUUUUGUAUCGUUCCGUGGGAGAAUAUUUGUAGACAAAAACUCGAUAUUUUCGUUGGUAGAAAAUAUAUUUUUGUCUUUCAAUAUGUACUCUACACGUUGUGUUAGCCAUCUAUUUCUCAAAUGGUCACUUCAAACUUGGACUUAUAAUGUACACUGAAACUCUCCGUGAACGAAGCUGUCCAUCUAUUUUAGUUAUGUUUCCUUUCGGUGCCUCACUCAAUUAUGACGAAAAACAUUUAUUUGUGGGCACAACGUGGUGUCGUUAUUGCUUUCGGCUCGGUUUUCAUCUCAGCUGGAAUAUACUUGUAUUUAAACUGGAUUGAUAUUUUCACACGGGCCCGCGGCAAACAAAUGUUCCUGGGACCUGAGUCGCCGGCAUUUAGCGAUUGGAAAACACCACCGCUCCAAUUAAAUUUAGAUCUGUACUUGUUCAAUUGGACAAAUCCUCAAGACUUUCAUCGAAAUUCAAACAAAAAACCACAUUUUGUAGAGUUAGGUCCGUAUCGGUUCGUCGAGAAAGUCGAGAAAGUCGAUAUCGUGUGGCAUACAAACAAUCAUUCCGUGUCGUAUCGUAAGAAAUCGGUAUUUCAUUUUGACCCUGAGAACAGCAAGGGAAGUUUAAGCGAUAAAAUUACUAGCGUGAACGUUGUGGCCCAUUCGAUCGCGUUAAAAUCUAAAGAUGAUAGUAAUUUUCAAAAAAUGCUAAUCGCACGAACCCUAAAAAUGUAUAACGCUGGCGUAUCAAUUACAAAAACAGCCGAUGAAUGGUUAUUUACUGGUUACGUUGAUCCGUUUCUAAGUUUAGGAAAUCUGUUAUCUAAAUUUAAUAAAGAUGUGAAAAUACCUUAUGACCGAGUAGGCUACUUAUAUACGCGCAAUAAUAGUGCGACUUAUGAUGGCCACUUUAAUGUGUUCACGGGUGCCGACGAUAUAAGAAAAAUGGGACAGAUUCACACGUGGAAUUACAAAAAGCAUAGCAGGAUAUUUGAGGGUGAAUAUGGUCAAGUUACAGGGUCGAUGGGUGAGUUUUUUCCACCGAACUUAACACCUCAGGAUACUUUGUGGCUGUUCGUUCCUAAUAUUUGUCGAGCGGUACCUUUCGAUUACACGGAAAGCGUGCAAAUUCACAAUGUUAAUGCCCAUAAGUACAGCGUUGGAGAAAGACUACUGGAUAACGGAACAUUAUUCCCUUCAAAUAAAUGCUUUUGUAUUGGUGGCAAAUGUGAGCGUUCCGGGGUGCUUAACAUUGGCGCCUGCGCAUACAAUGCAUCGAUGUAUAUAUCCUUGCCCCACUUCUAUAAAGCUGAUCCCUACUAUUUGGAUGCGAUUGAAGGCUUGAAGCCAGAGAAGGAAAAGCAUGAAUUCUUUAUGACCGUAGAGCCAAACUUAGGAGUUCCUAUGGAUGUAGGUGGAGGAUUUCAAGGAAAUUAUCUUUUGGAACCAAUAGAAUAUCUACCGCCUUUUGAUCGUGUACAGCGCGCAUUUAUACCACUAAUGUGGGGUGAAGAAAGAGUGCGGGUCCUACCUGAAAUGGCGGAAGGUAUUGGUUUGGUGCCGAUGAUCAUACUAAUUGGUCACAUAUUUACUGGGGCAUUAUUAGCCCUUGGUGUGAUAUUAAUAUGCUGGUAUCCAGCGAAAUCAAUAACAUCCAACUAUUUGUGUUCCAAACAAAAAGUAGGCUUUUUAAAACGAGUUACUUCGAAUGCGAAUAUGAAAACGACAUCGUUACCACGGAAAUCGUCAACCGAUUUAGAAAAUACAGAUUUGCUGCAAAAGAACAAAAUCAUUAUUUUAGGAAGUUAAGUCUCUAUAACUCUAGUGUAACUUAAAUACCUCGUUUCGAUUUUAGCUAAAAUUAUAAGUUUUAGGUGCACAGCGUAUAUAUUUUUUAAGGGAAUUAAAAUG